Rhinichthys klamathensis goyatoka is the source of this 703-nucleotide messenger RNA. It is a transcript of the gene rps19bp1, whose product is annotated as ribosomal protein S19 binding protein 1. Lineage: Eukaryota; Metazoa; Chordata; Actinopteri; Cypriniformes; Leuciscidae. The transcript is spliced from 4 exons. The record is from RefSeq and is a predicted model, not a curated record. Gene Ontology annotation, cellular component: nucleolus. Bases 164 to 616 code for a protein of 150 amino acids. Gene Ontology annotation, molecular function: enzyme binding.
CUAGCUCUACUUUAAUCGACAGGCGGAACGUUGUUUCUGGAGCUCGUGUUUCCUGACCGACUCUUUGUUGUGGCGCACACGGAGAAUUCACAUGUUAGCUUGAAAACACCCAACGCUUUAUUAUAUUCUAUGUUUGUCUACAUUUAUUUUCAUCAGCUUGACCAUGUCAGCAUCAUUGAUCCGAAGGGGACUUGAACUGUUCAGCGAGAAAGAUGCAGUGAAGCACAGGCCGAAGAAGAGCAGCUCUCGUAAGAGUGCGCUGAUGAAGCGGAUCAGCACCGAUAAACAGGGCGUCCAGAAGCGGAUCCGGCAGAUCCAGAGACCCGGAGGAUCCUCGCGGAGAAGCACAAACACGGUCAAAGACAAACACGUCCGAUCCGCUCUGGACGAAUACAGAAAGAAACAGAAGAAGAGCAAACUCGGAUUAAAUCUGAAGUAUUUCCUGUCCUCUGCUAGUAAAACUCAGAGCAGCCACGCAACCAAGAUCGUAGAGCAGAAAUCCAGUCGCCGCGCUUGUCAUCAACCGGACCGACCCGCCAGAAAGCCGGCGGAGGAGUCCGUCUUCACGGAGGACGAGUUCCAGAAGUUCCAGAAGGAGUAUUUCUCAAAUCUAUAACGUCUGUGAGGACUUUAUCCCGCAGGACAGAGAUAUUAAUCCUGGGAUCGUCCUUCUGGAAUCGAUACUGGACCGCAGAUAUUGUGU